UGAGGGGGAGGAGGAGAGGACAGCUCCGCCUUCUUCACCUUGUCACGGGAGAAUUACAGCACGUCAGAUCCUGAAAAAAACAGACCCUAAUCCAUUCCAUUUAACAGUAGCGGCUCGAGUGUGUGCAUAUAUGUUUAUAUUCAUGCGUGAUUGCUACAGCCUACGUGUCUUUGCUUCUAAGGGCAUUUAUGCGUAUUAAUUACCUAUGUGCAACUUUUACACCACGAUCUUCGGGAAUUGCUGCAGGACACGCUGAGCGCGCGCGCUGCCAACUCCCUGAUUUAGCGCUGUUUCACGUGCGUUUGUGAUUCUCAUCAACUCAGGAAUUAUGGGAUGCUGCGGUAGCACACAGAAGAGCCGUGAGUGGAAACCCUUAGAGCAGAGGAAGUGCACAGAUAUCCCAUGGCUGCUCCUGUUCAUCCUCUUCAAUGUCGGCAUGCUCUGCAUCUGUGGCUUUGCCAUUGCGACAGGGGCCGCGUCCAGACUCAUAUCAGGGUACGACAGCUACGGGAACACCUGCGGUCAGAAGAACGCCAAAAUCCCAGGAAUAGAGCUCAGCGGCCGCGACCACACCUCCAGAAAGUAUGUGUUUUUCCUGGACCCCUGUAACAUCGACAUACUGAGAAGAAAGAUUAAAUCUGUGGCUUUGUGCGUCUCGAAGUGUCCAGACACCGAGCUGAAGACUUAUGAGGAUCUCAGAAAUUUCUCUACAGUUUACGGAUCUGAUUUGUGCUCCUACGAUGUACAACCGGACACAUAUUCCUCUCAUGCUAAUAGGUCUACAAAAUGUCCAACACUUCCUAUAUUCUGUCUUGCAUCCUUACCAGUGUUUCACCGCUGUAUACCGGUUGACAUUUCCUGCUACGCCAGAUUUGCUGAGGCCUUCAUCACUUUCGUCAGUGACAACAGUGUGGUGCACAGAGUCAUCGCUGGAGUGAUGACAUCCAAAGAGAUCAUCAUGGGCCUGUGUCUGCUCGCUCUCGUUCUGUCUCUGAUCCUGAUGGUUGUGAUCCGCUACAUCUCCGUGGUUCUGGUCUGGAUUCUCACAGCUGUCGUGGUGGUCGGGUCAAUUGGUGGGACGGGGAUCUUGUGGUGGCUGUAUGUGGAUCACAGUAAAUCUGUGAACGCCAGUCUACCGGCUCUGGAACUGGAGGUGGCCAAAGACAACCAGAAAGCCCUGCUCAUCUACGCCAUCGCUGCCACUAUCUUCACUGUGAUUCUGCUGCUGCUGAUGUUCUUCAUGAGGAAGCGAGUGGCGCUCACCAUCGCUCUGUUUCAUGUGGCCGGUAAAGUGUUCACCCAUCUGCCUCUGCUGGCCCUGCAGCCCUUCUGGACCUUCCUCACGCUCAUGCUCUUCUGGGUUUACUGGAUCAGCGUGCUCCUCUUCCUCGGAUCCGCAGGAAGUCCAGUGCAGAAUAACCAGACGGGUCUGGUGGAGUUUAAAAUGGACGGGCCGCUGCAGUACAUGGUGUGGUACCACGCCGUGGGCCUCAUCUGGAUCAGCGAGUUCAUCCUCGCCUGUCAGCAGAUGACCGUAGCCGGAGCGGUCGUCACUUACUACUUCACCAGAGAUAAGUCUCAGAUGCCCUUCACGCCCAUCGUGUCGUCUGUGCUGCGUCUGAUGCGCUAUCAUCUGGGCACCGUGGUGAAAGGAGCCUUCAUCAUCACUCUAGUGGAGAUUCCCAGACUCAUCCUCACUUACAUCCACAGUCAGCUCAAAGGAAGAGAAAACGCCUGUGCGCGCUGCAUGCUGAAGGCGUGUAUCUGCUGUCUGUGGUGUCUAGAAAAGUGCCUCACUUACCUGAACAUGAAUGCAUAUACAGCAACAGCCAUCAACAGCACCAACUUCUGCACGUCUGCGCGAGACGCUUUCUUCAUCCUCGCGGAAAACGCUCUCCGUGUGGCAGCUAUCAACAGUGUCGGGGACUUUGUGCUGUUUUUAGGAAAGGUGUUGAUCGUGUCGUGUACGGCGUUUGCGGGCAUCCUUUCGCUGAACUAUCAGCGUGAAUACACUGUCUGGGUGCUGCCGCUCAUCAUCGUGUGCGUCUUCUCCUUCCUGGUGGCCCACUGCUUCCUCUCCAUCUUUGAGAUCGUAGUAGACGUUCUCUUCCUCUGCUUCGCCAUCGACACCAAGUACAACGACGGCAGCCCGGGCAGAGAGUACUACAUGGACAAGGCUCUUAUGGAGUUUGUAGAAAACACCAGGAGAGCCACAGAGCGGUACAGCAAAGUAGAAGGAGAGAGUCGGGAAAUGAAAUCCAUGACUGGAGGUACACUGGCUUGAUGAAGACCAGCGCAGUAUUACAUCAACUGACACGCCAAAAAAGUGCUACUGAGAUGCACCAAAGCUUCUCUUCAGGGAAUUCAAUGUGACAGACAUCUGUCAUCAUGACUGCAGGGCAUUUGACAUUAGAAAAGCUCUAGGACAGUGAGCUGUGUAUGCACAAAAAACACAACACAAACUGGAUGUAAAUGUCUGCAUUGCUAAUAGAUCUGCUCCUAAAUUAAAAAAAAAAAAAGCUUAAACUUGCGUGCAAAAAAACCUCAGAGGUUGAAUAUUUGCAAGUAAUUUUAAAAUAAAAAGGUAGGAGCAUAAAUAUAGUUUUUUAUUUGUUUUAUUAGGGUAGUCAAUUUUAUACAGAAGUUAUGGACAAGCAAUAGCUGCCUUAGUAUUUUAGAUAUUUUGGUUAAAAACACACUAUUGUUAUCUCCUGCUUUAGUUAUCUAACUUUAUUUAUUAAAGUGCUUUUGUAUUUUAUCUUAUGUCCUUUGAUUUUGAAAGAUUUUCUUUUGUAACGGAUGUGAAACACACUCCUGUCUGCAGAGACUCAAACUCUCAUUGUUUUUUCUAUGUAAGCAAUAUUAUUGGAUCCCCUCUCCUCGGUUUCAGAUUGGCUGAAUUAUUGCUUGAGUGUGAUUUUUAUUAUUCUAGAGUAGUUCCUGCUUAUAUUUUCUCUGAUGAUUUUGUUUUGUGCAGCAGUAUGUUACAAGCAAA
This is a messenger RNA of Cyprinus carpio (common carp), 2995 nucleotides long. It is a transcript of the gene slc44a1a, whose product is annotated as solute carrier family 44 member 1a. The record is from RefSeq and is a predicted model, not a curated record. Gene Ontology annotation, molecular function: transmembrane transporter activity. Gene Ontology annotation, cellular component: membrane. The transcript has 17 exons. Lineage: Eukaryota; Metazoa; Chordata; Actinopteri; Cypriniformes; Cyprinidae. The coding region runs from base 329 to 2284 and encodes 651 amino acids. Gene Ontology annotation, biological process: transmembrane transport.